Molecule: messenger RNA, 813 nt
Organism: Diaporthe amygdali
Lineage: Eukaryota; Fungi; Ascomycota; Sordariomycetes; Diaporthales; Diaporthaceae
Exons: 4
Coding region: 1-813 (270 amino acids)
Molecular function (GO): hydrolase activity
Source: RefSeq, a predicted model, not a curated record
AUGCUCAUCAAAGAGUCCCACGCAGAUGUGACGACGACCGUCAAUGGCGUCGAGAGCUCCAUGAGAAUCUUUGUCUUUCACCCCACCAUCCCGCAGUAUCCCAACGCCCGUUUCCCUGGCGUCCUCCUCUUCAGCGAGAUCUACCAGGUCACCGGGCCAGUCGCCCGGUUCGCCCGCCAGAUCGCCGGCCAGGGUUAUAUCGUCGCCGCGCCAAGCUCCUACCACGACUUCACGGGUCCCGAGGCGCUGGCUUACGAUACACUCGAGUCCUACGACCAGGACUCUUACAAGACUGUAGACUAUCUCCUGAGCCUGCCCACUUGCACUGGUCUGAUCGGAGCUACCGGAAUGUGUCUUGGCGGCCACCUUGCGCUGAGAGCUUCUCUGGACCCUCGUAUCUCGGCCACAGUCUGCUACUUCGCAACAGACGUGCACUCGCGCACCCUGGGCCCGUACGACAAGCCCGACCUCUCCGCCACAGCGCCCUCACCGGACAGCAAACACACCAUUGACCUCCUCGGCAACCUCAAGGGCGAGGUGUCGCUGAUCUUCGGGCUCAAGGACACCCACGUGCCCGACGCCGGCCGCGACCUGAUCCGCGCCAAGCUUCGCGAGGCCGGCGUCGUCUUCAGCUUCCACGAGUUCGCCUGGGCCCAGCACGCCUUCAUCCGCGACGAGCUCAGCAAGGGCCGCUACGAUCCUGCCAUCACCAAGGCCUGCUUCGAGGUCCUGCUGGAGCUGUUUGGCCGCACCCUCAAGGUCGAUCUUGGCCCCAAGGACGGUGCGCCACAGAAGCUGGAGCACGUCUGUUAG